Molecule: messenger RNA, 3162 nt
Organism: Sphaerodactylus townsendi
Lineage: Eukaryota; Metazoa; Chordata; Lepidosauria; Squamata; Sphaerodactylidae
Gene: MAP3K8
Product: mitogen-activated protein kinase kinase kinase 8
Exons: 7
Coding region: 24-1424 (466 amino acids)
Biological process (GO): protein phosphorylation
Molecular function (GO): protein kinase activity; ATP binding
Source: RefSeq, a predicted model, not a curated record
UUAGGGGAAGAGGACAGCCAGUAAUGGAGUAUAUGAGCACUGACAGCGACAAUAAAGAGGAGAUUGACUUAUUGCUAAGAGAUUUAAAUAUGUCUGAAGUCAUUGACAUCAUGGAGAACCUUUACCCAAACGGAGGCCUAGCAGGUUAUGAAGACAGCCUCAUCUCUCUGUGUCCGGAGAAUAAUAAAAAUGAGGACCGCACAGAUUCCCUGCUGUUCACCGGAAGAGAGGUUUCCCUGUUGUCAUCUGUCAAAUAUGGGACCGUGGACGAUUUGCUUGCCUUUGCAAAUCAGGUAUCCAAUGCCACAAAGCAGUUUGGUCGGCUCCGAAGACAAGAAUCCGGGAUCAUAUUAAACAUGAUCAGUCCUAAAAACGGACGCUAUCAAAUUGACUCGGACGUCCUCCUUUUCCCAUGGAAGCUGACCUACAGGAAUAUUGGUUCUGACUUCAUCCCACGAGGAGCUUUUGGGAAAGUGUACUUGGCUCAAGAUACAGAAACCAAAAAGCGAAUGGCUUGCAAACUGGUACCAGUGGAGCAGUUCAAGCCCUCAGACGUGGAGAUCCAGGCCUGCUUCCGCCACGAGAACAUUGCAGAGCUUUAUGGAGCCAUCUUGUGGGAUGAGACGAUCCAUCUUUUCAUGGAGGCAGGAGAAGGAGGCUCCGUCCUGGAGAAGGUGGAAAGCUGUGGACCGAUGAGAGAGUUCGAGAUCAUUUGGGUGACGAAACACAUCCUCAAAGGACUCGAGUUCCUUCACUCAAAGGGAGUCAUACAUCAAGAUAUAAAACCAAGCAACAUUGUUUUCAUGUCAACCAAAGCAGUUCUGGUGGAUUUUGGACUCAGCGUUCAAAUGACAGAAGACAUUUACUAUCCCAAAGACCUGCGAGGAACAGAGAUUUACAUGAGCCCAGAAGUGAUUCUCUGCCGGGGCCACACUGCCAAAGCUGACAUCUACAGCCUGGGAGCAACCAUUAUUCACAUGCAGACUGGCAGCCCACCAUGGGUGAAUCGAUAUCCUCGCGCUGCGUACCCAUCCUACCUUUAUAUAAUACAUAAGCAAGCACCACCACUAGAAGAUAUUGCAGAAGACUGCAGCGCGAGCCUAAGGAGGUUACUUGAGGCCACUCUGGAAAGGAACCCGAACCAAAGGCCUUCCGCCAAGGAGCUACUGAAGCACGAGGCUUUGAAUCCUCCAAGAGAGGAGCAGCCUCGGUGCCAGAGUCUGGAUUCGGCCUUGUUUGAAAGGAAAAGACUGCUGACCAGGAAGGACCUGGAAUUGCCGGAGAACAUUGCUGACUCUUCAUCUCUUGGGAUUUCUGAGGAAUCAGAACUGCUGAAGAGACAACGAUCACUGUACAUAGACUUUGGGGCACUAGCCGGCUACUUCAACAUUGUCCAGGGAUCGACAACACUGGAUUAUGAAUAGAUUUGGAGAUCUCUUAUAUUGGACUGAAUUCCUCCCAUGGACAGAAGAUGGUGGUUAUUUUUAAUCACUUGAAGGAUUUUAUAAAACUAGAUGAAGAUAACAGCACUAACUUUUGACCCGAGUAGCCAACAAAAACAACAGAAGGUUACUCUUUGGAGUAAAAUACUGUUCUUUAGUGAUUUGGCAUAGAGACAUCAUGGGAAUAAUGUUUAGUGUGCGAAUGUGUAAAAAUGCAAUCAUGCACUUUUUCUAACAAAGUGGAAGACUUGAACGGACGUCCAAAUAGCCUAAGUUAUAUCUUUCUGUCCUUCUACUGGAUGUUGCCUUAGGCUUUACUGAAAACCUCUAAUAAUUAUUGAUGUAUAUGUGGGAUUGGUUCAAGAGUUGGUGCUAAGCAGCAUCUGCUUCUGUAGCUAGAUGGCUUUUGGUGAAACAGGGCAAGACUAUGAUUCCUGUAUGUUGCAAGCUCUAAAAUUACAGCAUUGGACUGAUUUCCUGUAGAGGUCCUGGAGCAGUGUUGGUUGUUGGGAUAUAGAUGCUUCCAUGCUCCUUCUCAGCUAGCCAGUUUUUGAAUGUGUCUCACUUGGGCCCCAAAGUAGCUCAGUGACCCACAAAACAGCAUCACCUGAGCGUCUCCAUUCUCCACCCAACCACCCACUUGUUUUGUGGCUUGUUUUGGAUACCAAGGAAGGCACCUCCCUGCCUCUUUUGAGAACCUUGAGUUGGGAGGUUCCAAGCCAAAAGAACAGCUGUUUCUGAAUGGGUGCUCCCAUGGUGAUGAGGCCUAAUCGUGUCUCCUGAUGCAGAUUCUGCUCCAGUGUUGGCUCUUUGUUUUGGAAAGAACCAGGUGAGCAUCAGGAAACAAAUCAGUAGGCAUCAGGUUGAGCAUUGCUGUUCUGGCAAAUCCUGUGCAGCCUUUGUGCCACAUUAAGGUUCUUCUGCUGACUGGGUGAGUCUGCUGACUUUAAGCAGAUUCUUAGGAUGGGAAAUGAGCACAAAAAGUUAAUUGUAACCGGAGCUAUUAUCCUUAAAGCGUGUACACUUUACGCUGCUGCCCAAAACCACUUGAAUUGGCAUGUGUGUACUUUGACUGGGCCGGCCGGCCUUGGAUGCAAUCUCGAAGAACGUUUGCUUAUACAAGCCUCACCAAAACAAAUGGGAGCUGCACGAGAGCAUAAAAUAAGUGCGAGUUUUCUAAUUGAAGUGGUUGAAAUAUCACCAAAAAAUGGUAACUCUGUCAGUAUGAGCCAUUUGAAGUAAAAUGUUUGUAUUAAAAUACUGUGCAAUGUUUGGGAAUUUAUGCCAGUUCUGAUGGUGGGUUAAGCUUAUAACUGUGGGACCACAGGUUUAAGAUAAACAUGUAUUAGAAUGUCAUGAAUGAUACAUUAUUUUAUGUUCCUAUGGAAACAGAUUUCCUUUUCUCUUGAAGAUGUUGUAUACAUUUGAAACAUGAUGUUUUGGAUGGCAGUAAAACUGUUUCAAGAACAUAGUGUUGUACAUCCCAUGGGAUGAAUAUAUAAACUUUUAUAUAACUUUUCAGUACUAAGGAUUAACGUCUCUUUAAGCAUUUUCUUUUUUAAGGUGGCAUACUGUGUAUGUUGUAAAUAGAACUCUUCAUAAAACUGCAUCCCUCAUUAAAACUGUAAAUGUAAGAAUGUUUGUAUACAUGAUAUGAGCUUUGUAUUUAAUAUAUUCUCUGUUGGCACAUAGCAAUGAAUUAACUAUUUGAAGGAAUAAA